This is a messenger RNA of Suillus clintonianus, 1294 nucleotides long. Its product is annotated as Der1-like family-domain-containing protein. Gene Ontology annotation, cellular component: Hrd1p ubiquitin ligase ERAD-L complex; endoplasmic reticulum membrane. Gene Ontology annotation, biological process: endoplasmic reticulum unfolded protein response. NCBI's taxonomy places the organism in Eukaryota, Fungi, Basidiomycota, Agaricomycetes, Boletales, Suillaceae. The coding region runs from base 192 to 983 and encodes 263 amino acids. The record is from RefSeq and is a predicted model, not a curated record. Gene Ontology annotation, molecular function: ubiquitin-specific protease binding; misfolded protein binding. The transcript has 7 exons.
ACACACUUGCAUCGUGCGGAAACUUCAGGUUGGACCGAGUCACACCUUGCUUAGUCACCAAGCAGGAUUGAACACGUCGACUUCGUUUUCUUAUUUCCAUUGAAUCCAGAAGUAUCAAGUUCAGCGUAAACUGUGGUCCUGGUCUUUAUCGUUUGUUCCAGCACACUCUUAUUUUCCUCACAUCCCUCGCAAUGGCUGACAUUCUCGCCGAAAUUCGAAAAAUCCCGCCAGUGACGCGCUUUCUCGCUGCCUCGUCUCUCGGCAUAACCAUACCAGUCAUUAUGAAGCUCGUCCAUCCCUACAGACUAAUCUUUCUCUCAGAGGCUGUCAUUUACAAAUGGGAGUUCUGGAGAUUGUACACAAGCUUCUUUCUCGGAAGCAUGAAUUUGAACUAUAUUUUUGAGCUUGCCAUGCUCUACCGCAAUUCGAACGCGCUUGAAUCGACGCACUAUGAGCGCCGUUCCUCCGACUACGCCUGGCAACUCUUUCUCGCUAGCCUCGCUCUGAUCGGCGUGAACCGUCCCAUCCAAUCUUACUCGCAUGCUCGCGCCUUGUUUCAUACUCUCACCUACUUGAUGUGUUCACUAUCUCCGCCAGGCGCGCAAACGAGCAUCAUGGGGCUCAUCACUAUCCCUGUUGCAUACUUCCCAUAUGCACUCUUGGGCAUGGACCUCCUCACGGGCGGGACAAGUGCCGCUGCGCAGGGCGUGAGCGGGAUGCUCAUCGGUCACGCGUGGUGGUGGCUAGUCUGGGGGUCCGGCAUUGGUACAGGUGGUGUCGAGCAGGGCAUGUACGCAGGGUGGGGACGCGCUCCUGCAUGGCUGAAGAGCUGGUUUGGCGAACGCGAAGAGUAUGGACGUGCGGGUAGCAGGAGGGGUCCCGUUCAGGCGUUUGCACCGAGGCAACGUGCUGAGGAGGCUGCUGCUUCGGGGCGGGUGACGGGGCAUAGCUGGGGGUCUGGACAGAGAUUGGGGGACUCGUAGUUUGUCGUCGUUCUCAUUUUGACCUCCUGGAGGUGGUCCAUCCCUCCUAGAUCUAGGCUUGGUUGCUCAACUUGCCAUGUCCUUUCCUGUUGAACAUCCUGACAUGACUUGAUUCAUUAUGACCUUUGCUAACCCCCACGUGUUAUCUCAGUCUCCAUUGUCGAGAGUAUAUCGACGUCGAAGGUGAAAGCUAUCAGAAGUGCCGUCUUACAUCGACGUAACGCGCGGACCAUGCCGGGGCCCGGCGGUAACCUUUUUUGUGUCGCCCAGAACAAGAGGUUAUGGUCCAUGGAUUAAGAUUGAUAGUGCGA